Megachile rotundata (alfalfa leafcutting bee) is the source of this 3446-nucleotide messenger RNA. Its product is annotated as vesicle-fusing ATPase 1. The record is from RefSeq and is a predicted model, not a curated record. Gene Ontology annotation, biological process: intra-Golgi vesicle-mediated transport; Golgi to plasma membrane protein transport; SNARE complex disassembly. Gene Ontology annotation, molecular function: ATP hydrolysis activity; ATP binding. NCBI's taxonomy places the organism in Eukaryota, Metazoa, Arthropoda, Insecta, Hymenoptera, Megachilidae. Gene Ontology annotation, cellular component: Golgi stack.
GUUCCAUAGUGUGUAGGGGCCUGUGUCCAUAAAGUUCUGUCAAAAAAUGUCAGCAAUGAGGAUGAAAGCAGUAAGGUGUCCUACUGAUGAACUUAGCAUUUCAAAUUGUGCUAUUAUUAAUCCAGAUGACUUUCCAGAUGAUGUGAGGCAUAUUGAAGUCACUACUGCACCUAAUCAUCAUUUUGUAUUUACUGUAAAAAGACAUCAUGAAGUUCCAAGAGGAACUGUGGGUUUUAGUUUACCUCAGAGAAAGUGGGCUACCCUUUCUCUUAAUCAAGAGAUUGAAGUUCGACCUUAUCAUUUCAAUCCUACUUCAAGUACAGAGUGUUUAUGCACUAUUGUAUUGGAAGCUGAUUUCUUACAAAAGAAAUCAACUACUUUGGAACCAUAUAAUACAGAUGAAAUGGCUAAAGAUUUCCUGUUACAAUUUUCGGGGCAGGCAUUCACCGUUGGUCAGCAGUUGGUCUUUCAGUUCAAAGAUAAAAAAAUGCUUGGUCUUGUAGUGAAAAGCUUGGAAGCUGCUGAUCUUUCUGCUAUAAGUUCUGGACAAAAUACAGUACCCAAAAAAACUCAAAUGGGACGUUGUUUGGGUGAUACUGUUAUACAAUUUGAAAAAGCAGAGAACUCGAGUUUGAAUCUUGUUGGUAAAGCAAAGGGAAAGGUCGUUCGGCAAUCAAUUAUAAAUCCAGAUUGGGACUUCCAAAAAAUGGGAAUUGGUGGAUUAGAUAAAGAAUUCAGUGCAAUCUUUCGAAGAGCAUUUGCAUCAAGAGUUUUCCCACCAGAAAUUGUUACUCAAUUAGGUUGUAAGCAUGUGAAAGGAAUUUUACUUUAUGGUCCACCAGGUACUGGUAAAACGUUAAUGGCACGACAGAUAGGAACUAUGUUGAAUGCUAGAGAACCUAAAAUCGUCAAUGGCCCUCAGAUUUUGGAUAAAUAUGUUGGUGAAAGUGAAGCCAAUAUUAGAAGGUUAUUUGCUGAUGCUGAAGACGAAGAAAAAAGGCUUGGGCCAAACAGCGGAUUGCAUAUAAUUAUUUUUGACGAAAUCGAUGCUAUUUGUAAAUCUCGAGGUAGUGUCGCAGGCAAUACCGGGGUGCAUGAUACGGUUGUUAAUCAAUUACUUGCAAAAAUUGAUGGUGUAGAACAGUUAAAUAACAUUCUUGUAAUUGGUAUGACUAACAGGAGAGAUAUGAUUGAUGAAGCUUUGUUACGACCUGGUAGAUUAGAGGUGCAAAUGGAAAUCAGUUUACCAGAUGAACAUGGUAGAUUCCAAAUCCUCAAUAUUCAUACUUCCAGAAUGAGGGAUUACAAGAAAAUAUCACCAGAUGUUGAUUUAAAAGAAUUAGCUACUCUAACUAAAAACUUUAGUGGUGCAGAAUUAGAAGGUUUAGUUAGAGCUGCUCAAAGUACUGCAAUGAACAGAUUAAUUAAAGCCUCUAGUAAAGUAGAAGUAGAUCCUGCUGCAAUGGAAAAACUUAUGGUUUCUAGAACUGAUUUUCUUCAUGCCUUGGAAAAUGAUGUUAAACCUGCAUUUGGAACGAGUGCAGAAGCUUUGGAUCAGCUUCUUAUACGUGGAAUCAUCAAUUGGGGAAAACCUGUGGCAGAAAUUUUGUCCGAUGGCAAUUUGUACAUUCAAGAGGCUCGUUCUACCGAAGGUUCUGGCCUUGUAUCAGUUCUCUUAGAAGGACCACCAAAUAGCGGAAAGACAGCUCUUGCUGCUCAAAUAGCUAAAAAUUCCGAUUUUCCAUUUGUCAAAGUAUGUACACCAGAAGAUAUGGUUGGUUUCACAGAAUCUGCAAAAUGUCUAUCAAUCCGAAAGAUAUUCGACGAUGCAUAUCGUUCGCAACUUAGCUGCAUUUUAGUUGAUAAUAUUGAGCGUUUGCUGGAUUAUGGUCCUAUAGGACCAAGGUAUUCCAACUUGACUUUGCAAGCGCUUUUAGUUUUAUUGAAGAAACAACCUCCUCGUGGUCGCAAAUUAUUAAUACUUUGUACUACCAGCCGCAGGCAAGUUUUGGAUGAUAUGGAAAUGUUAUCAGCAUUCAGUACAACUCUUCAUGUACCUAAUUUGUCAACCCCUGAUCAUUUAUUGAGUGUUUUAGAAGAAGUAGAUCUUUUCACUAAAGAAGAAACAGCAUCUUUGCAUGCCAAACUUCAAGGAAAACGAGUAUUUAUUGGAAUAAAGAAAUUGUUGGGUCUAAUAGAUAUGGCACGACAAGUAGAACCAAGUUACAGAGUUCCAAAAUUCCUUUCAAAGCUAGAGGAAGAGGGCGGAUUAGAAUAAUAAGUAUUUAAAAGAGUAAUUAUUUAUGUAGAAAUGAAGUAGAUGUCAUUUACUAAACAAUAACAUAUAGUACACGAGUAAUAAACUGAUUUGCAUAUUAAAUAUAAAUCAGUUUAAGAAAAUGAAAUAGAAUUGUUGCUGUAAACUGCUACAUGUAUAAUGUCAUACAAAAACAUAAGCGAAGCAUUUAAAUUAUUUACAAAUAUUAUAUUUAGAUUUUCUGAAAAUUGCAUUUCUAGUUGUUUUUUUGAUAACUUCACCGUGUAUACAGUAUUUAUUAUUGUUUUGAUUAUACGAUACCCUGUUAUGUAGUUUUAGGUGAUAAUUUGUUAUACAUUUGAAAUGUUGGAAAGAAUUUUAUAAGUUCAAGAGAAAUUAUAUGAAAAAUGUACAAACAAAAUGUAAAAAAGCAAUUAUAAUAGUCAGAAAAGUUUAAAUUUCUGUUAGAUGGUAAUAACAGUAAAUAUUUAUAAUAUAUUUUUACAUAAACUAGAAAUUAUUUGUUUUGCUAUGAGAGCUUUGCAAACAUAACUUAUACAGAGUAAUCAUCUUGCUGGGAGACACAAAUCAAGUCUACUAAAAGUAUUAUUCGACUACUCUUUUCUUUUUUAAUCUAAGCUUUAGAAUACCUCGAACACAAAAUAUAGUCGACUCUGUUACGAUAGUGAUUAUUAACACAGGACAAUUUCAGCCUUCUAUGACAUGCGCUUUUCUUGUGUCUUCUAGUAAAAGAAUUACACUGUAUAUAUUUAAAGCAAUACUAUACAGAAAAUUGAUGACAUAUAUUAUUAUAUCUACAUAAAAGUUAAAUUAUUUCUACAUUUCUAUAAAAAUUGCUUCCUUUAAUUUUAAUUUACUAUUGUAUUCUACAGUAAAAUAAGUUUAUUCCAUACUGAUAACGCAGUCUUUCAACUGGUUUCGUAAUUACAAAUACUUAGUUAUUACUAAAAUUUAUAUUAUUAUAUAUAGUAUAUACAUGCAUCUUUAUGCCUCUAUUUGUAUGUAGUAUACAUCUAUGUAACUGUUUACUGUGUGUCUAAUACUAUUUGAAAAUUUUAUUGCAAUCUCGUUGUAAAUGUAUAUAUGUAUUUCGGUUGUUUAACGUUUUAGUGACAAUAUCAGCAAUACCUGCUAUAGGUAUUUUUGAAGAAUCUUAUUGUAAAACCAU